UGGGGGCGGGACCAGGAUGCGGAACGGGGGACAGCCAGGCCGGGAGUGAGGAGGCGGGAGGGAUCCACGCGGGCGGCGGCGGGAUUUGGCGCUGCGAUCUCCGGGCUUGGCCUGGAGCGGGCGGGGAAACCAGGCGGGACUAGGGGCGGAUCCGACGGGGCGGAGCGGGGCUCGGGAUGAGGCCGUGGUUGUGACCCGGCGCGCUGCGGCCAUCUUGGGGCGGGGCCCGGGGCGGAGACUAGCCCGAAAGGGCGGUGCCUCUGCGGCAGCGAGAGAGGCGGGGCCCUGACCUCGGGGCGGGGCCAGGGCAUCUCGGGGCGGGGCCUGGAACUGGAUCUGGGAGCCGGGAGCCGGGAGCGGGGAACCAUGAAGCAGGGUGGGCCGCGGGCGCCAUGAGCACUGUGGAUCUUGCCCGCGUGGGCGCGUGUGUCCUGCAACAUGCGGUGACCGGGAAGGCUGUGGAGCUGCGGAGCCUGUGGCGGGAGCGCGCGUGGGUGGCCGGGCUGCGGCGCUUCGGGUGCGGGGUGUGCGGCUAGAUCGCCCGGGACCUCGGCAGCCUCGCGGGGCUCCUGGAGCAGCCCGGCGUGCGCCUGGUGGGCGUGGGGCCCCAGGCCCUGGGUCUGCAGGAGUUCCUGGACGGCGGCUACUUCGCGGGCGAGCUCUACCUGGAUGAGAGCAAGCAGCUUUAUAAGGAGCUGGGCUUCAAGCGGUAUAGCAGCCUGGGUGUCCUCCCUGUGGCCCUCGGGAAGUCCGUGCGUGAUGUAGCUGCCAAGCCCAAGGCUAUUGGCAUCCAGGGGAACCUGUCUGGGAACCUGCCACAGAGUGGAGGGCUGCCGGUGGUCGGCAAAGGUGGUGACACAGUGCUGCUGCAUUUCGUCCAGAAGUCUCCAGGUGACUACGUUCCCUGGGAGCAUAUCCUGCAGGUCCUGGGCAUCUCUGCAGAGGUGUGUGCCAGCGGGCCGCCUCAGUGUGACAGAGAGUUGUGAGGGAGGUGAAGGUCUUGGCCUCCAGGAUCCAGGAGGUGUCUGCUGCCCUGGGUGAGCUGGAAGUCAGCCUGGAAAAACGGUUCUGGCGCCGCCGGGCCGGGCUGUGGAACUUCGGAUCCGCGGACAGCCACUGAGCCUUCGGCCUGCGGUUCCUGGGCGGACGCUGCUACGCCAGCUCCGAGCCCUGCAGCCCCCGGGGCCCCCGCCUUGCUCGCAGGGCAGCUGUGAGUCCCAGGGGUCACCAUCCUGCUUUGCGAGUGUCUCUGGAGACCUUGGGCCUUCAGUUCGUGUGCCGCUCGGGAGGGAAUGGGGACCUCACUGCCCUGUCACUCCCUUCAAAGGCGAUGGACCCCAGCGCAUGUCGGGGGAGGAGUGUGGGGUCAGGGCGAGGCUUCAGCGGGGCGGGGUCGGUGCCCGUGGCUGGUGGGAGCCACUCAGGAGAGUGGGUUUUCAGGGCAGAGAUGGGCUUGAUUCCACCUGUUGGGGCCAUGGACCCUGGGGACCCUCAGGUGAUGGGUCAGCCCGCCGCAAGGCCCUUUCCUGAUGUCAGAAUCACUGCACCCGCUGCGGAUGGUCUCUGAGGCCUGUGGGGCAGCGGCCUGGGGGGUCUUGGUCCAGUUAGGUGUGUCCAGCUUCCUGGCCACCUUUCCUUGGGGGUUCCCAACAAGUCCCGAGCAGAGCCCCUCACCUCCCAGGCCAGACUCCCUGCUCAGGGCCCUCCCCUCCCAUGCAGGCCGAUGACAACCGCAGCGCUCCUGGCCCCCCUAGUCCAGACUCGGGGACCACUGUGGCCUCCUGCUGGUCUCCUAGUUCCCUUCCUGCCCCCAGCCCCACCCUCGAAGUGGCCAUUUGAAAAAACGAAUAGCAGGGACCACACCCCUGUGUGUUCAGCCCGUCCUCGGGCUUUCAGUUAUACAGCUAGGACUCCCCGCUCCGGCGGCAGCUCCGUCGGUCCCCCGGCGCCCCAGCGGGGCUCUCCGCAUCUGAACAUGCGGUCCCUGGGGGCAGGCACUCGGGGGCACCCUGGUCACUGCUGACCCUGGACUGGACCCUGGGAAAUCUGGCUAGAACCGGCCCCCUCCCACUCAGCUCCCAGCUGUCACUCUCCCCCCAGCCCCCGGCAGCCAUCUUGCCCGAGGCCACUGCCACCCGUCUGCCCACCCUAGUCUGUCCCAGACAAGCAAGGCCUCCGAUUUCUUUGAAGCAUUUACUUAGCUCAAGUCUGAAGCUGUGGACACUGGGAAACAGUGCGCUUUGGAGGGUGGGCAGGGCACAGCGGCCCGUCUGUGUAGGGCUGUGGUGGGGCGCUGAGCCCCGAGAGCGUCUGUGGAGGGGGCUCGGGGCCAGCUCUGCUCUGGACACUGCUCAUCCCGGGGUGUCAGGCAGGUGGCUGCACUGGAGGCCAGGCGCAGAUGCCUGGCAGGCAGGCUUGGCACGGCCGGCUGGGGCGGGGCGUACGCUGGGUCUCCGCCGGCCGCACCUUCUGCACACAGAGGCCUCCGAGCAGCGGGUGGGCGUGGGCCGCGCAGCGCGGCCGGGCCUUGGCUACCACACGCGGCAUCGCUCCCUGGGGUUCAUGGGGGUGCCCUGGGCGCAGUGGAAUGUGUCUGCGAAGGCGGCCAGGUUCUGCAGCGAGCCCAGCACCCUGUGGGUGUGUGGAUGGGCAGGUGAGACUAAGCGGGACCAUGGCCAUCGUGUACAAGCCCGGCCAUUUUUAGUUCCCCUUGACUAGAAACCAGCCCAGCGUCAGCCUGAUGGCUCAUGUCAGCAUGACCAGAAACGUGCCAACCGCGAGAUGAACUCUCUCUGACCAGAAACGUGCCAACCGCGAGAUGAACUCUCUCUGACCAGAAACGUGCCAACCGUGAGAUGAACUCUCUCUGACCAGAAACGUGCCAACCGCGAGAUGAACUCUCUCUGACCAGAAACGUGCCAACCGCGAGAUAAACGCUCUCUGACCAGAAACGUGCCAGCCCUGCAGUAAAACUUCCCUCACACAGAAACGUUCUGAGCCUGCCAUAGGCUCUCCCUCCCUAAACCCUUAGACCCUCUUAGUCGGUCAGAGCGUGCUCCUGAAAUCAGCGAGAACGCCCUCAGGUUCCUUCCCAAAGUAAACCUGGUUUUCACUGUGGA
Molecule: messenger RNA, 3119 nt
Organism: Saimiri boliviensis boliviensis (Bolivian squirrel monkey)
Lineage: Eukaryota; Metazoa; Chordata; Mammalia; Primates; Cebidae
Source: RefSeq, a predicted model, not a curated record